Cydia amplana is the source of this 1300-nucleotide messenger RNA. Its product is annotated as zinc finger protein 501-like. The record is from RefSeq and is a predicted model, not a curated record. Bases 23 to 1300 code for a protein of 425 amino acids. NCBI's taxonomy places the organism in Eukaryota, Metazoa, Arthropoda, Insecta, Lepidoptera, Tortricidae. Gene Ontology annotation, biological process: regulation of DNA-templated transcription. Gene Ontology annotation, molecular function: RNA polymerase II cis-regulatory region sequence-specific DNA binding; DNA-binding transcription factor activity, RNA polymerase II-specific. The transcript is spliced from 4 exons.
UGUUUGUUGUAUUUUCAACACAAUGAGCAAAGAAAGAAUGUCAGACCAAGUACGUGUAAAAGAAGAAGUGGCCGUGAAAGAGGAGCCGGAAUGGUCCGACGGCGAGUCGGCAGAAGUGAAGCCUGUGAUUAAAUAUGAGAUUGAAAUUAAAACGGAGGUGCUACCGCCUGAUGAGAUUCCCCCAGCUGAGGACACAACUACAACUGAGACAUGCACAGCAUCCCAAAAUAUAACAGAUGUCAGCACUACACCACAGUCAAACGAACCUCAAAGUUAUUACAAAAGAAUGAAAUCAAAAAAGACAUUCUUUUGUCACACCUGCAACCAAUAUUUCUCUAGCAAAACCGUCUUAAACACGCACAUUAGAAUUCAUCUCGACAUAAAGCCAUACUCCUGCGCAAUAUGCGACAAAAAGUUCAGGAGUGCGUCGUGUUUAACGAUCCAUAAGAGAGUACACACUGGUGAGAAACCGUAUAAGUGCGAAGUAUGUAAGAAACGGUUCACGAAGCGUGUUAAUUUGAAGAGACAUUUGCGGACGCAUGUUGCUGCAGGCUUGAUCGACGGCCCGGCUAUCAUGGGCGUCAAGCUAUUCGAAUGCGAAAUAUGCCACAAGCAGCUCACCAACAAGCGCAACUUAAUCGAUCACAUCCGCAUACACACAGGAGAGAAGCCCUUCAAAUGCGAUAUCUGCUCAAAACAGUUCGCCGACAAACGUAACUUAACCUGCCAUUUAAGAAUCCACACCGGUGAAAAACCUUAUUCGUGCCAUAUCUGUCAGCGCCAGUUUGUGCAAAAAGGACAGCUAAACUCUCAUUUACUAAGUCACUCUGCAGAAAAACCUUACCCGUGCGAUCUUUGUGAUAGACAAUUUACACGAAAAGAUCUCCUAGCACAUCAUAAGAAAGCUCACGAUGGGGAAAAACCGUACACCUGCGAAACGUGCCAAAAGAAAUUCGCCCGCAAAAUGCAUUUAAACAGACAUAUGAUCACGCAUUCUGAUACAAAGCCGUAUCCUUGCGAAAUUUGCCCUAGACAGUUUACUAAUAAACGUAACUUUAUUAGUCAUAACAAGAUUCACGCGGGUGAGGUGCCGUUUUCCUGCAUGACGUGUGUGAAACCGUUUAAAGAUGAGAAGGCGUUGUCUAGACAUAAAAGACUCGUGUGCGAGAGAGAUCCUAGUUUGGGGCCUUUAAAACCUAGGAAAAGGAGUAAAAGGAAAGCGCCUGAGAAAAAAAAAGAGAUUGAACCAACACAGGCUCUGAAUUUGACAGUUAGUAUUAAGGAAGAACCUGAGUCUUAG